Capsella rubella is the source of this 1825-nucleotide messenger RNA. RefSeq names its product vinorine synthase. The record is from RefSeq and is a predicted model, not a curated record. Bases 103 to 1446 code for a protein of 447 amino acids. The transcript has 2 exons. Lineage: Eukaryota; Viridiplantae; Streptophyta; Magnoliopsida; Brassicales; Brassicaceae.
UAUUGGCAUUUUCCUGCAAGAAUAUUUGCCUCUUCUCUGUUAAGUGUUCUGUUACAGCAGGUUUCUUCUUCUAACAAAGAAACAGAAGAAAAUCUUUCUGCAAUGACUCUUGGUUGGUUUAUCUUCAGGAGAUUUCACCAGAAAUGCUCGAUGAUAGUCGAUGUAACCUCCCGAGAUAUCAUCAAGCCAUCUUCUCCCACUCCAAACCACUUAAAGACGUUUAAACUCUCUCUUUUAGAACAGCUCGGUCCAACGAUCUUUGGUCCAAUGGUUUUCUUCUAUUCAGGUAACAACAGAAUCAAACCAGCUGAGCAAAUACAGAAGCUCAAGCAGUCGUUAUCUGAGACUUUAACUCAUUUCCACCCUCUUGCUGGGCGGCUCAAAGGCAACGUGAGCAUCGAUUGUAACGACUCCGGGGUUGAUUUCAUCGAAGCACAAGUCGAUUCACCGCUUUCGAGUCUCCUCCAAGAGCCUUCUUCAGACAGCUUGCAACAACUGAUUCCUACAUCAGCCGAUUCCAUAGAGACAAGAACCAAACUGCUUCUUGCUCAAGCGAGUUUCUUUGAAUGUGGAAGCAUGGCUGUAGGAGUUUGCAUCUCACAUAAAUUUGCUGAUGCGACUUCUAUCGGUUUAUUCAUGAAGACAUGGGCUGCAAUCUCGUCCCGAGGGUCAAUCGAAACCGUUGGAUCUCCGGUUUUCGACACGGCUAAGAUCUUUCCACCUGGAAACUUCUCUGAGACUUCCCCUGCACCAGUGAUUGAGCCAGAGAUCAAGAUGAAUCAGACUGUUUCCAAGAGAUUCAUAUUCGAUUCUUCGAGUAUUCAAUCUUUGCAAGCAAAAGCUUCAAGCUUUGAAGUGAACCAACCUACAAGGGUCGAAGCUGUUUCAGCUCUUAUAUGGAAAACCGCAGUGAAAGCAACAAGAACAGUUUCAGGAACAUCGAAACCGUCGAUUCUGGCAAACUCGGCUAGCCUACGCUCCCGCCUCUCACCACCAUUCACAGAGAACACAAUCGGGAACCUGGUGAGCUACUUUGCAGCAAAAGCAGAGGAAGGAAUAAACCAGACAAAGCUUCAAACUUUGGUUUCGGAAAUACGAAAAGCAAAACAGAGGUUUCAAGAAAACCAUGUACCGAAGCUUGUAGGAAACCCAAACGCAACAGAGGUGAUCUGUAGCUACCAGAAAGAAGCAGGGGAUAUGAUUGCAAGCGGAGAAUUCGAUUUCUACAUCAUCUCGAGUGCUUGUCGGUUCGGUUUGUACGAAAUUGAUUUCGGUUGGGGGAAACCGGUUUGGGUCGGGAUACCUUCGAUAAGACAGAAGAGCAUCGUGACGCUUCUCGAUACGAGAGAAGCUGGUGGAAUUGAAGCUUGGGUGAAUCUGAAUGAACAAGAGAUGAAGCUUUUCGAACAAGAUAGAGAAUUGCUCCAAUUCGUUUCCCCGGUUUAGCAUGAAGCUGAUGAAUGUUGAGCGGAGUUUAGCUGAGAAACACUACGAGGACCUGUCUGGGGAGUACUUAUUCAGGCGUCUGGUUGAUUACAUUGUGUCGUCCGGUCCUGUUGUUGCAAUGAUAUGGGAAGGAAAGAAUGUUGUGGAGACAGUGAGAGAGAUGAUUGGUCCGAAAAGACUAUCAGAGUGCGGGCAGACAACCAUCCGUGGGGAAUAUGGUAUUGACUUAAUCAGGAACGUGAUCCAUGGGAGUGACUCAGUAGUGAGUGCAAGCAAGGAGAUUGCAUUAUGGUUCCCAGAAGGACCUGUCAACUGGGAUAAAAAAAUCAACAAUUAUUGGAACAAGUUCGAUGAUUGAUCCGAGAGAACAGAGACAUUG